This is a messenger RNA of Fusarium falciforme, 1797 nucleotides long. Its product is annotated as GH43-C2 domain-containing protein. Gene Ontology annotation, molecular function: hydrolase activity, hydrolyzing O-glycosyl compounds. Lineage: Eukaryota; Fungi; Ascomycota; Sordariomycetes; Hypocreales; Nectriaceae. Gene Ontology annotation, biological process: carbohydrate metabolic process. The transcript has 2 exons. The record is from RefSeq and is a predicted model, not a curated record. Bases 1 to 1797 code for a protein of 598 amino acids.
AUGAAGACUUGCUUACUUGUACCCGCAAUGGGCUCCUUGGCACUUGGUGCUGCCACAAACUCAACAUUUCACAACCCGAUUCUCAGUGGUUUCAACCCGGAUCCCAGUUGUGUCUUCGUACCCAAGUUCAAUGACACAUUCUUCUGUGUUACAUCAAGUUUUCUCGCCUUUCCUGGUCUUCCAAUUCAUGCUAGUCACGAUCUGGUGAACUGGAAGCAUGUUUCAAAUGCUUUCAGUCGCCCAGACCAGCUGCCUGGUAUGGCGUUUCUCCCAAAAGCCACCAGCGGCAUAUAUGCACCGACGCUGCGGUUUCAUCAAGGCACUUUCUACUUAAUGUCAACCCUGGUCAACCAACAACUUCCCCGUGUUAAUGACUCUCGAUGGGACAAUUUCAUCAUGACCACCACGGACCCUUAUAGCUCAGAUGCGUGGUCUGAUCCCGUCCAUUUCAGCUUCCCUGGCUUUGACCCCUCGCCAUUCUGGGACGAUGAUGGGUCUACAUGGGUUGCAGGCGCACACACAGCGGCGUACUAUCCUGGAGUGAUGCAUGCACCGCUGAACUUUGAGACGGGAGAAAUUGGCGACAUCAUAAUGCCAUGGAAUGGAACUGGAGGAGCUUCUCCUGAAGCACCUCAUGUUUGGAAGCGCAGUGGCUGGUAUUACCUCCUCCUGGCCGAGGGAGGAACUCGAGAAAAUCACAUGGUCACCAUGGCACGGUCACGCAGCAUCAAGGGGCCUUAUGAGCCGGCGCCUCAAAACCCUCUUCUCACAGCUGCCAAUGACACGAGUUCCUACUUCCAGGCUGUUGGACACGCAGAUCUCUUCCAGGAUGCUGACGGACAGUGGUGGGCAUCUGCCUUGGCUGUUCGAGCUGGGGGCUCGUAUGGCCAAAAGCCUGGCCCAUACUUUGGAAAUCUGCCAAUGGGGAGAGAAACAGUGCUUACUCCCGUCACGUGGGAGGAUGGCGAGUUUCCCGUCUUUUCCAAUGUUACUGGAACCAUGUCUGGAUGGAAGUUACCUCCGGAGUCAUAUGUGGACGAAGGGGAGGGUCAGCUGAAUGGCGCUGACGACCUGGUCACUUUUCCUCCUGGAAGCAACCUACCGAUUCAUUUCGUCCACUUGCGACUACCGAAGAGCAGAAAUUACAAGAUCUCUCCUCCUGGUCACGCUAACAGCCUUGCUCUGAAAUCCUCUGUACUCAACCUCACUGCUUUCGACGGCGACUUUGCACUAGGACGAGGCCAGACGUUCAUUGGUCGACGAAUGGCGCACUCCAUGUUCAAGUACAGCGUGGAAAUCGACUGGGCCCAAUCCUUAAAGAAAGAAGAAAUGGAAGUUGGCGUUUCAUUGUUCCAAGACCAAUCUCAACAUAUUGACCUGGGUAUUGUGAUGCUCAAGCCAAAGGGGAGCGAUUUGUUGCAGCCUUAUCUACGCUUCCGUGGACACUCGGAAACCCCCUACCGCGGUAGGAGUGUAAUUCAAGAGAACUCGACACGUAUUCCGGCCCAGUGGGUUGGAAAGCAGCUUCGGCUGGAAAUCGAAACAAAAAACAGUACCCAUUUCGAGUUCAGGGCCGGCCUGGCUGGCUCAACAGACCAAGAAGAGGUCAAGGUACUUGGUCAUUGUCGUGGAACUGACGUGGUCCCAUAUUAUUCCGGGGCAAUCUUGGGCGUUUACGCAACAACAAACGGAAAGCAUGGCGAGCAGGCAUUUGAGACGUACAUCUCCAACUGGAGAUACCAAGGGCUUCGGCAGUUCAGAAGCCAGGAAGAUGUAGAUGAGGCUGAUGCGAGCUGA